This is a messenger RNA of Macadamia integrifolia, 333 nucleotides long. Its product is annotated as receptor-like protein 46. NCBI's taxonomy places the organism in Eukaryota, Viridiplantae, Streptophyta, Magnoliopsida, Proteales, Proteaceae. The transcript has a single exon. Gene Ontology annotation, molecular function: protein binding. The coding region runs from base 1 to 333 and encodes 110 amino acids. The record is from RefSeq and is a predicted model, not a curated record.
AUGAGCUUGAAGGACAUGAAGGUGAAUUGGGUGAAAUUCCAACAGUUAGUUGUGAAUUGGAAGAAAUCAAUGCGAGUUCUCUGUAGCCAUACCCUUAAUACUGAUAACUAUUGUUUAAUGGACUUGUCAAGGAACCAAUUGAUUGGCAAAAUCCCGGAUUCCAUUAGCGAGCUUAAAGGCCUAAAGUCUCUAAACGUCUCCAACAACCAGCUCACAGGAAUAAUUCGAACGACUUUGGGUGAGCUAGAGAACGCCGAGGAACUAGACUUAUCACACGAGAAGCUUUUUGGAGAAAUACCACCUUCAUUUGCAAUGCUCAAUGAGCAACAAUAA